Alternaria burnsii is the source of this 1230-nucleotide messenger RNA. RefSeq lists its product as uncharacterized. NCBI's taxonomy places the organism in Eukaryota, Fungi, Ascomycota, Dothideomycetes, Pleosporales, Pleosporaceae. The coding region runs from base 1 to 1230 and encodes 409 amino acids. Gene Ontology annotation, cellular component: cytoplasm. The transcript has a single exon. The record is from RefSeq and is a predicted model, not a curated record. Gene Ontology annotation, biological process: nonfunctional rRNA decay; ribosome disassembly; nuclear-transcribed mRNA catabolic process, no-go decay.
AUGAAGUUGCUCAAAAGCCAGAUUGAACAAAAAACAGGCGCGGGCUUCGUCACCCUGCUGCCUGAAGAGCCUGAGGAUAUGUGGCACGCCUAUAACCUGAUCCAAGAACACGACCAAAUACGCGCCAAGGCAGUCCGACGAGUCUCAAAGACAUCAGAUGCCGGCUCCACGUCGUCGCAAAGAAUCGCUCUGGACCUCACCAUCACCGUAACAUCGACCGAUUUCGACGUCGGCUCCGAACAGCUACACGUUUCCGGUCGCGUAGCAAAAGAGAACGAGCACGUCAAACUAGGGCAGCAUCACACACUUGAUUUGGAGCUGAAUCGCAAAUUUACCAUUGAAAAAGCAGACGGCUGGGAUAGCGUCGCAUUGGAGCAGCUGAAAGAGGCAUGCGAUGCGUCCAAACGCGCAGAACUAUGGGCCGUCGUCAUGGGCGAGGGCGUCGCGCACAUCUGCAUGAUCACAGAACAUCAAACAAUACUGCGACAAAAGAUUGAGGUCUCGGUGCCCAGAAAACGACGAGGUGGCGUCGACGGACACAGCAAAGGCAUGGACAAAUUCUUCUCUACAACGCUCUCCACACUCCUACGGCAAAUUGACCUACCAAAUACCUCCAACACGGCCCAAGGCGGCAAAACGAUCCCCCUCCUACUCGCCAGCCCCGGCUUCGUAGCGACAGCAUUCCUACAAUACAUCAAAGCAGAAGCGACGCGAACAACCAACAAGCCGCUCAUGGCCCUCAUACCCACCAUCAUCAUCGCACACUCGUCAUCAGCGCACACACACUCGCUCAACGAGGUUCUCUCCUCCCCAGCCAUAACAAAUAAACUCUCCGACACAAAGUUUGCGCGCGAAACAGCCCUCAUGGACAAAUUCAGCACCCUCAUGCGCCUGGACGACGGGCGCGCGUGGUACGGACCCCGCGAGGUGGAGCGCGCGGUUGCCAAAGGCGCCGUCGGACGCGGAGGUGGCGUGCUCCUCAUCAACAACGCACUGUUCCGCGCGCAGAAUGUCAAGGAGAGGCGGCGAUGGGUCACGUUGGUUGAUCAGGUGCGCGAUGUAGAGGGUGGUGAGGUGCGCGUUCUCAGCUCGUUGCACGAGUCGGGGAAGCGCCUGGAGGGGCUGGGCAAUGUUGCGGCUAUCCUUACUUAUCCGUUGGAGGACUUGGAUGAGGAUGAUGGGGAGGAUGUUGGGGGUGGCGAGGGGGAUGAGGGCGAGAUGAUAAUAUAA